AUGGGAAUUCCAACCACCCAGGGAGUCGUGGAUGUACUGAAGCAGACCCCGGCUGAUAUUGCCAUACUGGUCCCUUCAGUUGUGGCAGAGCUCGCCCAGAAUUUGGCCCUGCCCGACUAUUGUGCUGCCCAUCUACAAGCCAUUCUCUAUAUUUGGGGCUACUUACCGCAAGCGCUGGAAGAUCGUGUGGCAGAGAAGAUCUACCUGCGUUGUCUCUGGGGUUCCAGCGAGACUGCGAUCGUUCCGCAGCUACUGCUGCCAGAGUUGUUGCCCUCUGAGCGCUCAAGCAGAAACUUGUGGAGGUAUAUACGGUUCUCACCCUGGACUGGCGCCGCAUUUGACAGGCAGACCGGGAACACAUACGAGCUUGUAUUUGGGCGUGACAAUGUUCAGAUAGAAAACCAGCCCUGCUUUGCCGUCAGGGGCUCGAGAAGACCAAAUGACACAGAUUAUCGGACAAAGGACCUUUUCGAGCCCCAUCCGACGAUCCCCGACUUGUGGUGCUGGCGAGCCAGGCUCGACGAUAUUAUCGUCUUCCUCAACAGCGAGAAGACCAACCCAGUCUCUGUGGAGCACGAAAUCGUCGCUAGCAACCCCGAGCUGAGCGGAGUCCUUGUCCCCUUGACUACGGCUGAACAAGCGACGCUGACUGAGCGCGUUGGGCCGAGCGUGAAGAGGGAGAAUCAAUCUGCUCCUGCGCAUGCCCGAGUGGAGAAGUCGUUAAUCCUCGUCGGUUCACCCGACCGUAGAUUCAUGCCUGCCGGAAAGGGCACUCUUAUGCGCGGCCCCAGUAUCAGCCAGUAUGCCGAGGAGAUUUAUGUCAUGUACGCAGCUGCAGACAUGGCAGAAUACGAGGAGGAGGAAGCACCUGAGGCCGACUUUGCUGCAGCUACCAGGGUUCUGAUGAAUUGCGACGAUGACAUGCAGGAUAAGAUGGAGACCUUAGAGGAGCUCCUUAAUACCUACCGGGAGCUUAUCCGCAAGAUCCCGAGCUUCGAUGCUGCGGAACUUCCCAAGAAUGGCCUCGAUGAACGUGUCGAGUUCUUCCAAGCCAGUCUUGAGCAGCCUUCACUCGGUCUGAGUAUAGACACAUAUAGGCGCUUGGGCACAUAUGUUGGUCUCAUCAUUCAUGCGGCGUGGCCUGUCAACUUCAAUCUCCCACUUUCUGCCUUCCGGCCUCAAUUUGCCAGGCUGGUGAACCUUCUCACCUUUGCUACCUCUACAGACACUAUUACCAAAUUCGUGUUCAUUUCCUCUAUAUCCGCUGUCGAGGCAUACAAAGAUGGACCGGCACCAGAGGCAGUUCUCACGGGUCAGCCAACGGUUGCAGCAUCCGUUGGCUACGCUCGCUCGAAUUACCUUGGCGAGGUACUCGUCGGUGAUGCCGCCCACCACUUGGGAGCUCGUGUCCUCACGACAGUCAUCCGCUUGGGCCAGGUCAGAGGGCCAGUUCUCCGACCAGGUCUCGGGAACAUGCGGGAAUGGUUUCCCAGCAUGAUCCUGAGCUCCCUCCACCUCGAACAGGUAGAAGUCCUGGCGGAUCUCGCGCUGGCGACUGGAGGGGAUCAACCCACCGAGAAGUGUCCUUUGGUCUUCAACAUCCGCAACCCGCAACUAACGCACUGGAGAGAUUUGAUCCCGGCUGUCGUUGAGGCCGGAGGCCUUGUUGGUUGGCCAGAAGAAUAUACAAAUCGUUCCACCAGCGACAUGGCUGGCUAG
Molecule: messenger RNA, 1719 nt
Organism: Thyridium curvatum
Lineage: Eukaryota; Fungi; Ascomycota; Sordariomycetes; Thyridiales; Thyridiaceae
Exons: 6
Coding region: 1-1719 (572 amino acids)
Source: RefSeq, a predicted model, not a curated record